AUGAGCCGAGGGUUUCCACGCAUUCAGGUGACCGCUCGGGUGGUAAACACGAGCAGGCGUGGAGAUCAAUCUGACCGGCAGCAGCCCAGGAAUGAAGAUCCGCUUCUCUCCGAAGCCGACAAAGCAGCACGAGGAAACCGGCUCUCUUCCCCUGCUUCCUCUGAUGAGGCCCCCGAAGCAAAAAUGAACCGACUGAUGUCCUCAGAUAUUUACGCCAAACCAGAUCUAUCAAAGAAGGUGAGAUACAGCAGAAAGGAGCAGGAGGACAGAGCAGAGUGGGAGCAGAGGGAGGUGGAUAUCUACGAGAUUUUCUGGUACACUGCUACACUGGCUCUAAGAGUGCUGUGCCUCCUGAUGUUAGCUGGGAUCAUCAUCCUGUCCAUAUGCUAUGCUUUGAACAAGAGUCAACUCCAGGAUCAACUUCAAGGCACAAAAACCAACCUGACUCAGUUACAGAGCAGUUAUGAUAAACUGAGUAAAAACCACAGUCAGCUACAGGAAGAAGUGAAGAAGCUGAAGGAGAAGAUAGAAGAGAAGUGUCCUGAUCGAUGGACGAGAUUUGGAAGCAGCUGUUACUUUAAAUCCCAUGAGAGGAAAACUUGGUCUGACAGCAGGAGAGACUGUCAGGAUAAAGGAGCUGAUCUGGUGAUGAUAAACAGCAAAGAGGAACAGGAAUUUAUCAAUGAACUGAACAUGAGAGGAGAGUCCUGGAUUGGUCUGAGAGCCACUUAUAAACAGACAUCAGGAGGAUAUAAAUGGGAAUGGGUGGACGGAUCAGCGCUGACAGAAACGUGA
Oreochromis aureus is the source of this 795-nucleotide messenger RNA. Its product is annotated as CD209 antigen-like protein E. The record is from RefSeq and is a predicted model, not a curated record. The coding region runs from base 1 to 795 and encodes 264 amino acids. The transcript is spliced from 7 exons. Lineage: Eukaryota; Metazoa; Chordata; Actinopteri; Cichliformes; Cichlidae.